CAGUUCGCGCGGCAGCCUCGUGCUCGGCAGCUUCCUCAGGAAAUUCACCGAAUGACACGCUGCGACGACUAAGCGGAUUAAAUGUUAGAUAUGGCGAUGGAGCGGCACGGGCAGCUCAACACGGCCGGAUUUCCACAUGGAAUCAUGUUAAUAUGAUUCACACGGGGCACACAGAGGCGACAUGAUAAUGAACUCAGCAGAACUCAGCAGAACUCAGCAGCGCUCGGCCCGAUCCAACGGUCGAUAUCCACACGCCAGAAGCAUCCACAGAAGAUCUGGGCCAGAAGUGCUCAACAGCAGCCUUGUUCAGGCCGUUCUGAAGAAUGGCUCGAUGCACAUAGAAAGAAUUGGCCACAUGUGAAUACAAUCCUCAUCGACCGACGAACGGACAGCCUGUAUAUGAAGGUCGACAGUGAAAGAAUGUGCAGAGAAACAAAAGUCCAAAGAGCAGAGAGCAAAAGGAAUGAAGCGGCCUCAACCACGGUCGAGCAGAAUCCCGUAUUCAGGUCAUGCGGUUUGGUAGGUCUCUCGCCUCUUUGCCGCUCUAGCAGCUUACUGACGACCAGUGACAGUCACCGGGUUGUGUUACACCUUACACGGGAGGAAGCAAGGCUAGGAAUAUGUCCGACUCUCCAAGGCUUGACAGUUGACAGCCACCACGCUUCGCUUGCAGUGGACAACUGCCGGGACAGGAGUGAUGCCUCACAACUCACAAGGGCUUUGACGGGAGCUGGAUUGGGUGCAGCACUGCAGAGGAACGAAAGGGGAGGGUGGUCCUGGUCCAGUAGCGGUACUUGUAGCACACUUGGACGCGUUCUGCGCUGUGGAGAGACAGGAAAAAACAAAAGGUUCGGGCGGGUUCGUGCUCGACUGCACGCGUCUGCACUCUGCAAACCGCAUUCUGUACGGAGUAACAGCCUGUACUAAUUAACAGUCGGCCGCCUGGAGCCAUUAUGAUAGG
Messenger RNA from Eremomyces bilateralis CBS 781.70, 961 nucleotides. RefSeq lists its product as uncharacterized. The coding region runs from base 400 to 927 and encodes 175 amino acids. The record is from RefSeq and is a predicted model, not a curated record. Lineage: Eukaryota; Fungi; Ascomycota; Dothideomycetes; Eremomycetales; Eremomycetaceae. The transcript has a single exon.